This is a messenger RNA of Fusarium vanettenii 77-13-4, 1123 nucleotides long. RefSeq lists its product as uncharacterized. The record is from RefSeq and is a predicted model, not a curated record. NCBI's taxonomy places the organism in Eukaryota, Fungi, Ascomycota, Sordariomycetes, Hypocreales, Nectriaceae. Bases 1 to 1098 code for a protein of 365 amino acids. The transcript is spliced from 2 exons.
AUGCCCAACGAUGUUGACAAAUCGCUCCUCGAUCGUCUUCAGGCCUUGAGGGGUGGUAGCGCAACGCCCGAGAAGCCCGCAGCAACGCACAUAAAUGUUGAUUUAAUCGAGAGGAGGAAAACUCCCACUCGCGAAGAUGCCCUAGCUGCACGCCUAAAGUCCUUGCGGAGCCAAGACGAAGCCUCACCAUCAGCUCCCAAGACCUCACCCCAAGUAUCGCGUCCAGCACCCGCGCCAUCAUCCAGUCCAAGCCCUCUUAUUAGAAAGACUUCAAAGGAUGAGCCUCAAAAACUAGAUGAUGACGACGACGUCGACGCCAUGUUCCAAACAGAUGAUCAGACCUUGGAGGAACUCCUAGGCGAUGUGAAGCCUGGUGAAGGCUUUCAAGUUGAACCAGAUGAUGAACAAGUCAAGGCUCUCCUGGAAGAACUCGCAGACUCAAUACCACAGGACACUGAGGACGGUGUCAAGGGCAGUUCCAAAGACAAGGAUGAUUCUGAUGACUCUGAUGGUGAGACCAUGAACAAGGAGAUCGACGAUGUUAUCGCCCGCUUCCGCGACGAGGUGGAAAUCGAAGCCGCCCUCAAUAAGGACAAGACACCAGAGCCAGAGUCUGAGUCUGAAGACGAGGGGCAAGAAAAAGACACAGCCUCUAAGGACGUUGAUCUCGACCUCCCUGACCUCCCUUCAAACCUCGACGCCCUUCCAACCGCGCCUGCAUCAUCAGCCCGUGCCGGCAGCGCAGACAUAGACGACAUCACGGCCCGUCUCGCCGCCCUUCGUGCUCCCUCCCCAUCAGCUUCAGACUCCUUCUCCCUUCCCUCAGUCCCUACAUCCAAGCCUUCAGGCAAACCCAUCAACCGCCUCACAUCGCGCACAAACUACACUGACGACGACAUGGACAGUUGGUGCACGGUAUGCCUCGAAGACGCCACGCUACGUUGCCCAGGCUGCGACGAUGACGUCUAUUGCACCCGGUGCUGGCGGGAGAUGCACAUUGGUCCCCAGGCUGGGUUUGACGAGCGUAAUCACAAGGCCGUACAGUUCACAAAGGAUAGGAAGAAGAAGGAGAAGAGAAAGGUUGCGCUCGGGGCAUAGUGUUUCGUUUCAAAGCAUUCUGCGA